AUUGGGAUACCAUAGCAAUGAUUGUCGGUGAAUCACAGCAGAGCCGGCCCCCCUUCAGCUGUCUGUGACCAAUCAAGAGUCUCAGAGUGAGCAAGAGGGCGGAGCCCGUCUGAUGAUGGACAGACAAAUCAUCCACUCAAGUUUAGAGCCCCGCCCCCUCUCUCCGCCUCAGCAAUGGUCACAUAGAAGCACAGAGACAUUUCUGUGUCGUUCCUCUCGUUUUACGUCCCCGAAAGAACAUGAACAUGUAGAUUGAACUUCAGUUUUCCUUCUUUUAGCUGUUUGUGUGUUUAUUUGUGUGAUGCCCAGCGUGCUCCGCCUGCGCCGUCUCGUUCGCCAGGUGCCACUACAGACCAGCUUCAUCUUCCUCUUCUUCCUCUGCGUUCUCAGUGUGUUUCUCUCUUCCUACUUCCUGUACGCUGUCAAACGAGAGCUCGAACCGUCGGUCACAGCAGGGCAUGCAGCGGAUGACCUCUACGUGACCUCUUCUCGGCCACUCCCCUUUCUUGCUGGAGUGGGCGGGGCGUUGCCGUCUGAUGGCUAUCGGUCGGAUCCGGUCGUGUUGGUGUUCGUGGAGAGUCAGUAUUCGCAGCUCGGCCAGGAGAUCGUGGCCAUCCUGGAGUCUGCGCGAUUCCGGUACCGGACGGAAAUUUCUCCAGGAAAAGGGGACAUGCCCACGUUAACGGAUGGACAGCGGGGACACUUUGUGCUGAUUGUGUAUGAAAACAUCCUGAAGUACGUGAACAUGGACGCCUGGAAUAGGGAAUUACUGGACAGAUACUGUAUCGAGUUUGGAGUUGGAAUUAUCGGCUUCUUUAAGGCCAAUGAGAACAGUCUGUUGAGUGCGCAGCUGAAAGGAUUUCCUCUGUUCCUGCACUCCAAGCUGGGACUGAAGGACUGUACGGUCAACCCUAAAUCACCUCUGCUUCACGUCACUCGAGCACAGCAGGUGGUUCGCGGUCCUCUUCCCGGGGAUGAUUGGACCGUCUUCCAGUCCAAUCACUCCACCUACGAGCCGGUCCUGUUGGCGAAGCCCCGUUCUGCGGAGAGCGCUGGGCUCGGGGCUCUUCUGCACACCUCUGUGGUGCAAGAUCUCGGGCUUCACGACGGGAUCCAGAGGGUUCUGUUCGGACACAACCUCUCCUUCUGGCUCCACAAGCUGGUGUUCGUGGACGCCGUGUCCUUCCUCACUGCUAAGAGACUGUCCCUGUCCCUGGAGCGCUUCAUACUGGUGGACAUCGAUGAUAUAUUUGUGGGCAAGGAAGGGACCAGGAUGAAGGUGUCGGAUGUGAAGGCGUUGGUUGAAACCCAGAGUGAGUUGCGGAGGUCCAUUCCAGACUUCACCUUUAACCUGGGCUUCUCAGGGAAGUUCUUCCACGCAGGUACUGAUGAGGAGGAUCUGGGUGAUGAUCUGCUGCUGUCAUACGUUCAUGAGUUCUGGUGGUUUCCUCACAUGUGGAGUCACAUACAGCCACACCGCUUCCAUAACCAGAGUGUGUUAUCAGAGCAGAUGAUCCUGAACCGACGCUUCGCUGAGAAUCACUCUAUCCCGACUCAUCUGGGUUACGCAGUGGCUCCUCAUCACUCCGGUGUGUAUCCCGUCCACAUCCAGCUGUACGAGGCCUGGAAGCGCGUAUGGGACAUCAGAGUGACCAGCACUGAGGAGUAUCCACACCUCAAACCCGCUCGAUUCAGACGCGGCUUCAUUCACCGCGGCAUCAGAGUCCUGCCCAGGCAGACGUGUGGUCUGUUCACACACACCAUCUUUCACAAGGAUUAUCCCGGCGGGCCACAGGAGCUGGAGAGACUCAUUGACGGAGGAGAGCUGUUCCUCACCGUCCUGCUCAACCCCAUUAGCAUAUUCAUGACUCACCUGUCAAACUACGGGAAUGACCGUCUGGGCUUGUACACCUUCAAACGGCUGCUGAACUUCCUGCUCACAUGGACUCAUCUGAGACUACAGACGCUUCCUCCAACGCAGCUCGCCGAGAAAUACUUCCACCUGUUCCCGUCUGACGCCGAGCCGCUCUGGCAGGACCCCUGUGAGGAUAAAAGACACAAGGACAUUUGGUCAAAAGAGAAAACCUGCGACCGCUUCCCAAAGCUGCUGCUCAUCGGCCCUCAGAAGACUGGAGCAACGGCUCUUUAUUUAUUUCUGGGGAUGCACCCUGAUCUGACCAGUAAUUACCCCAGUAGAGAGACGUUUGAGGAGAUUCAGUUCUUCAGCGGGCACAACUAUCACCGAGGCAUCGACUGGUAUAUGGAAUAUUUCCCCCUCCCGUCCAACAGCAGCUCUGAUUAUUAUUUUGAAAAAAGUGCCAAUUAUUUUGAUUCGGUUGUAGCCCCGUCGAGAGCCGCAGCGCUGCUGCCCAGAGCUAAAAUCAUCACGGUCCUCAGUGAUCCUGCAGACCGAGCGUUCGCCUGGUACCAGCAUCAGAGAGCUCAUGCUGACUCUGUGGCCCUGAAAUACUCUUUCCAUGGUGUCAUUACCGCAUCCCACAAUGCACCUGUGAAGCUGCAGAUCCUGCAGAAGCGCUGCCUGGCUCCAGGGUGGUACGCCACACACCUCAAGCGCUGGCUCGACCACUACCACCACAGUCAGAUUCUGGUUGUGGAUGGACAGAUGGUGAAAACAGAUCCAGCUUCAGUCAUGGAGAAGAUCCAGACGUUUCUGGGUUUGGAGAAUCGAGUCGACUAUCACAAAAUACUGGCGUUUGACCCAAAGAAAGGCUUCUGGUGUCAACUGCUGGACGGAGGACAGACCAAGUGUUUAGGGAAGAGUAAAGGACAAAGAUACAUGGACAUGGACACACAGUCUCAGGUGUUUCUGAGGAACUACUACAGAGACGGUAAUAUCGAGCUCUCUAAACUGCUGUAUAAAAUGGGUCAGAGUCUGCCCGGCUGGCUCCGAGAGGAACUUCUCAACAUCAGGUAACCGAGUCUCUCGUGAUGAUGAGUGCCAGAAUAUCAUCCGGACCGGACAACAUGUACAGGAGGAACAGUC
Molecule: messenger RNA, 3004 nt
Organism: Rhinichthys klamathensis goyatoka
Lineage: Eukaryota; Metazoa; Chordata; Actinopteri; Cypriniformes; Leuciscidae
Gene: ndst1a
Product: N-deacetylase/N-sulfotransferase (heparan glucosaminyl) 1a
Exons: 15
Coding region: 302-2935 (877 amino acids)
Cellular component (GO): Golgi apparatus
Molecular function (GO): deacetylase activity; heparan sulfate N-sulfotransferase activity
Source: RefSeq, a predicted model, not a curated record